AGGAAAUGGCUUUUGGUUGCAACAGUCAUCAAAUCAAAUUUGUUUCUCAAAAAAAGCCAGAUUUUUUGUGUCGUGGUGGAAACUUGCCAGUUUCUGGUGUCUUGCUGUAGGAUAAAAGUGCUUUCAGACACAAGCACCAGGUCUGUAAUUCAAUCUCCUUGGGAAGAGCUCCAGGGAAUUGUUGCUGGGAUCAGGGAGGCUUUGCAUGGGAACAGAGAUCCGGACAGAUCUGAUUGCCACAUCUGAACCUAGACAGGCUCCUUAACCGCUUCUGAUCUGCAUGUGAAAUCAGGCAGUGCUUCCAACUUUCUGACUGUUGAUUUAUGAGUAUUUAUAGGUGCUGAUAACUGAGUGAGCUUCAGGAUCUGGGAGUCUGGUUUAAUGUUGACUCUUCUUCACUGCUGCUUAAUUGAAAUGGGUUUUUGUUGAUGUUCCACUGUGAUAUAGAACAAGGAGACCUUCAGCUGGACUCGUCUAAGCAAAGGCUGCAGCCUGCCUUUAAAGAAUACUAAACAAGAAUUAAAUUUUCCUAAUAGUUCAGUGACGUGGGAAUGUAUGACUUCAAUGCUUGUGGAAAAAUGCUGCUUUGGCAUCUUUAAAGUUCACUAUGUGACCCCAAGGAAGUUAAGAUUUUUGUGUCUCAAGGUGGAGAGAUAUUGGAAGCCUAACCUUUUUGUCUGAAGGUGAAACUUAGGCCUGGAAGGGGCCUCAGCCCUCAGUGCUGCUGUGGGUCCUCUGCCGUGAUGGGAUGUGGAAUAAAGGGGAAAACCCAUCAGCUGUGACCUGCUGUGAAACACUCAUUUAACACAGGCCACUGAACAGUCACCAGGGAGCAAUUCUUAAAAUUAACUAACCAGAGCUGGAUUCAAACCAGUAAAUUUCCUAAUAGUAAAAGGUGUGAAAAUGUCUCACCAGUAAAUUAAGAAGAAAAAAGACAGGAAGGACAGUCUGGACUUUCUACCUGGAAAUGGCCCUGGAAAUAUUGCUCUUCCUUUCAGAGAUUAAAGAUGCUACUGUACUGUAUCAUAUGAAAUAUCUUUUUGUCCCAUUUUUGGCUACAUUAGCCUGGGAUAACAUUGCUCCACCAGUAAUUUUAUUUCCUUCCACUCACUUAAAAAUGAUUCUACCUUUAGAGCUAACCUCCUUGUUAACACCACUUGUUUAUCAUUAAUUUCCUCUCUGGUUCAUGGCAUCCCACCUGUCUGUAUGGAAGUACAGGUUUCACCAGUAGGUGGGAAGUGGGUUUACACCUAGAGCAGGUGCAGACACAAAAGAGAUAAAAGGCCUUAAUUGCAGAGCUCAGCCCAGUGCUGAGCCAGGUGAGGGGAGCAGUGUCCCACAGCACCCUCAAACCCAGCCCAGAUAGGGCUCAUGGGGUGCACAGGUCACCUUACAGAUCCGAAAGUUCUUGGGGAAGCACAGGAUCACCUCUGGACUUCCUGCUGUAGUCUCAGAUUCUUUGGAGCAGACUUUGCAGCAGCCCAUUACCUCAGGGGAACAGCUCCAUCCAGGCUGGAGCCAAGGCUGCCUGUUCCUUCAACAAUAUUGUAAGUGGGUGAUUGAAAAUCAAGAAGCAGCAAAGUCAUGGAGCUUUCCCAGCGUGCUCAUCCUCAUCCUUCCUCUUGCUGAAGGGAUUCCCCAGGUGUGGCUGUGCUGGCCUGGCCAUUGGCAUGGUCACCUCUGUACCCUGUUUGCUCUGAAGGAAAAGGGGCUGAUGAGCAGUGCCUAUGUCUGCCCACACAUUCCUGGUGAAUUCCUGAGCCCUCAGCUAAUCUCAGCCAAAUGUGAGAGGGGAGAAGAAGCUUCCAACUUGUUCCUUUGGUUCCCACCAGAGUCAGCUGGAAGAAACCUGCUGUGAGGGCGUGGGGUGGGAGGUCUGUCUCCCUCAGCCCCCCCAGAGACUCCAGUGGGUCAGGGCUGAUGGUGGGAGCAAAGCCAGGCCAGGGGCAGCUCUGCCUCCUCACAAGCCACGAGAAUGUGACUUCUUGUGUGCCCAAGCUGGACUUUUCCCAGAACCCAAAGGCCAAGGUAGCCAGUGUCUAUGAGUCGCCUGGCUUCUUCCUAGACUUGGAUCCAAUUCCAGGAGCCUUGGAAGCUAUGCAGGAGAUGCUCCACAUGCAGGACACUGAAGUCUUCAUUUGCACGAGCCCCCUCCGGAAAUACGAGCACUGCGUUGUGGAAAAGUAUAAGUGGGUAGAGAAACACUUGGGACCGGAGUUUGUGGAGCGGAUUAUUCUGACCCGAGACAAGACUGUGGUGGCUGCUGACUUGCUGUUUGAUGACAAGGACACUAUCCAAGGUGCAGAGCUGAACCCGAGAUGGGAGCACAUCCUGUUCACCUGCUGCCACAACAGGCACGUCCAGCUGCCGGCCCCGCGCCGGCGCCUGCACUCCUGGGCUGACAACUGGAAGGCCAUCCUGGAAAGCAAGCGCAGGCACUAGUGCAGGAAGGGGAUGUUGCACUCUUCCCACUGCCAGGGAACAACCAGCCUCCAUGACUAGGAGGCACUGUUCACUGCAGGGAUCAGCCACAGUAAGAAAUGAGCUGCUCCUCAGUGCUCUGGGUUUCUGGAAGGUUGCUCUGCACUCAGUUGAUCUCUGUAGCAUUUUGGAUGUUUGCUGUUAAGAGAAGAGAAACUAUAAACUACAAGCAGCUGUG
Molecule: messenger RNA, 2659 nt
Organism: Cyanistes caeruleus (blue tit)
Lineage: Eukaryota; Metazoa; Chordata; Aves; Passeriformes; Paridae
Source: RefSeq, a predicted model, not a curated record